This is a messenger RNA of Octopus sinensis (East Asian common octopus), 3305 nucleotides long. Its product is annotated as tRNA 2'-phosphotransferase 1. Gene Ontology annotation, molecular function: tRNA 2'-phosphotransferase activity. The record is from RefSeq and is a predicted model, not a curated record. Bases 340 to 1353 code for a protein of 337 amino acids. Lineage: Eukaryota; Metazoa; Mollusca; Cephalopoda; Octopoda; Octopodidae. The transcript is spliced from 2 exons. Gene Ontology annotation, biological process: tRNA splicing, via endonucleolytic cleavage and ligation.
ACACCAAAGAGUUACACUCAAGGCUGAUAACUUCACUUCCAGCUUGUUUGUGUCAUGUGACCAGAAUCAGCCUUGAGUCACACUCAACAGGCGAGUGACUCAACACUUCAGUUGAUCAACUUCUCUACUUCACCGUGCUGUAAACUUUGAAAGACUUAGGCUGCGUGCGAAGUUUAAAUGGUAGUAUAGACUUGAUUAACUACUUUAUAAUCACUUCAGAUUGACAUUCAUUACAAAAUAUAAUUGAUUUCUUGUAUUUUUUAAUGAUUUUAUUGCUGUUAUAAUAUUAAUUCCUUCGCGUUGUUAAAAGUGAAAGUAGUGAAACUUAUCUGCGCCAUUAUGGACGAUAGGGAAGAAAGGAGACAUUCAGGUCGUUCUGUCAAUGAAAGCUAUUAUCAAUGCGAUAAAACUUCCGGGUAUGUCAGUAACCAAAAUAGGAACCAACAAAGACCUUAUCCGUAUGGACCUGAUCAGAACCAAUUUGAAACAUGCGAUUACCAAAAUAGGCAGCAACGAAGACCUCAUCCGUAUAGAUCUGAUCAGAACCAACGAAGACCUCAUCCGUAUAGACCUGAUCAGAACCAACAAAGACCUCAUCCGUAUAGACCUGAUCAGAACCAACAAAGACCUUAUCCGUAUGGACCUGAUCAGAACCAAUUUGAAACAUGCGAUUACCAAAAUAGGCAGCAACGAAGACCUCAUCCGUAUAGAUCUGAUCAGAACCAACAAAGACAUCCUCCGUAUAGACCUGAUCAGGAUGUUGUUGCUAUUUCAAAGUAUCUCUCUUUUAUUUUGCGUCACCCAAAGAAAGAUUCGAAACUGCAAAUGACCGAAGAAGGAUAUAUAUACAUUAAUGAUAUUUUAAAAACGUGGAGAUACCGUAAUCUGGGAUUGUCAGAUGUUUUGCAUAUCGUAAGAAGUAAUGACAAGCAGCGAUUUGCUGUUAAAAAAGAUGAUAAUGGAUAUUACAUGAUACGAGCUACUCAGGGACAUUCAGUAGACGUAAAUCUUCGUUUGGAGCCAAUUUUAAAUCCGGAACAUUUUCCUACAGUGGUUCACGGAACCACGUACGAUGCUUGGCAAUUCAUUCGUUGGGAAGGCCUAAAGAAAAUGAACCGCGCAUACAUACAUUUUGCUUCAGGUAUGCCAGAGGAUUCUGGUGUCAUCAGCGGUAUGCGCAAUUCCAGCGUAAUAAGCAUUUUUAUCGACUUGGAAAAAGCCAUUUUAUGUGGAAUUAAAUUUUUCCUUUCGGAGAAUAGGGUGAUAUUAAGCAAAGGAGACCAGAAUGGUAUAAUUCAUCCUGAAUUCUUCCGUUGUGUUAUAAAUCGAAAGACAGGUCAACUUUUAAACUGAAAAAAAAUUAUAUUUUGGGGCAGUUCAACAUUUACGAUGGAAUAGAUAGCUUUGCUUUGCUAAUUAUAUAUAAAAGAAAAUCUUUUCAAAAUAUUUUCCUUGUCUGUUUAUACGAUACAAAAUAAAAUCUAAGUUGUAAAUGGAAACCUUUCAAAACUUACAUCAUGACUAUUACUAAUCACAAAUGUUUAAUUUUUUAUAACUGAUUAAUUCUGUUGGACUUUUUUGCUGAACUGCUUAGUUACAGGGAUGUAAACAAACCAAUGCCAGUUGUCAAGUAGUGAGGGUGAGGUACAAAGACACACACACACAUACAACAGACUUCCACAGUUUCUAUCUACCAAAUCCUCUCACUGGGGUCAGGUAGAGUAGAAGGCACUUGCCGAAAGUGCCAUGCAGUGGAACUGAACUCGAAACCAUCUUAACCACACAGCCAUGUCUGACAAAAAGAAAGAGAACCAUUGAGGUGGUCACGGCUAGGCUUACCUUUGGUUCAUAAUUUUACUUGAUUUGAGCGAACUUUUUAGCUAAACCACAACAUGGAAAGAUCAAUGUAGUCCAUAGCCAAACAACCUCUCUUCUUUUUGUUAGGGAGUUUUUAAACACAAGGGUUACUGUUUGGGGGAGGUCUUAUUUCUUUACUGUUAUGGAUAUUGCAUUUUUCUUUUUCUCUUUUUCUGCUGACUUGUAUAGUCUUAGAUUCAAUUCAGUGCCAAACCAAAAGUACAGAAACUAUUAUUUCACUUAAAUGGUGUUGUUUAAUCUAUUGAUAUUGAUAUUAAUAACUUCACCACACACAUUCAACUCAAUAAUAAUAACAACAACAAAUACUAAAGAUGGUGCUAUGGCCUUUUCUUUGAUAACAUCUUUCUUGCUUAUUUAAAUUCAGUUCAAUGCACACUUGCCUUCAACCAACCAUUUCUCUUUGUGUGUGUGUGUGAUCUUGAUAAUAGUUUAGAACAAGUUGUUUUACACCUAUUACACUAUUUUUUUGUUUUUAUGACCGGGUCGAACGCUUUAGUUUGACCAUUCUAUCAACAUCACAAUGUUUCUAAAAUCAAUUUAUAUCCAUUUCUUUAGCUAUUGAUUUCAACAAUUCCAAUCUAUGUAAGAAAACCCUAAUUAUUUUCUUGAUUGUCUAUUAUAAUCAUUUGUUUAUUAAAUAAAUUGUGUUAUUUUUGCCAAUAUUUCGAAUUCUGUUUGUGUUUUAAAGAUAAACUUUAUUUUUACAUUACGAUAAUGAACUUUUUUUUAUCAACACCUAUUCUGGUAGACGUCCCAUAGCCAUUCGGUGUUAAAAAAACUAAUGUUUAGGUUGAAUCUAUGUCAAAUGUUAGAGAAAGAAACCUAGCUGUUUCUUGCAAUACAUACAUCUAAAGCAAAAGUUUUUUCAGAGGCCCUUAAAAUACUAUUGUGGGUCCACAAAUUUACUAUUUUGUUGCGUGGACCCCCCCCCCCAAAAAAAAUAAAUAAAGACUUAUAUGGACCCCCGUUUCAGAACCACUGAUUUAAGGACUCGAUAUUCGUAAUUAUAUUUAUUUGCUUCAUUUUAACAAUUUAAACGAAAGAAAAACAAACAGAAUUUGCUAUUUUGAAAAUAAUUUUAAUUUCUCCAAACACAUUUAAUUGUGUCAAGGACCUGGAAUCCUUUUAAGGGAUGCUAGCAUCCUAGUUCUCCGGUUUUUACUAGUUUUCAGUGAGAACUAAGGAUAUUAGUUUUGCAUUGAUAUAUAGGUAUUUAAAAUAAUUUUUUCUAGCCCUUUUCAAGCCAAGCCAGGCUCGUGGGCCCGGUUUCUGUGGCGUAUGUCUUCCCCCCUCCCCCAACUGGACGGGACGCCAGUCCAUCGCACGACCUGAAUAUCUAUAUUCAAUCUCGUUUUAUUUUGUAAUUCAUUUACUGUUUCUUCAUAAAUCUCGUAAAAAUCGCCCUAAAAAAAUGUCUUCAAAAAGUA